AUGGCUGAUUCCACCUUGGCCGCUAACGGCAACUCUCUUCUUGAGACCACCAAGACAAACGCUGCCGCUGCCUAUCAAUCUGUCGCCAACGGCCCUGUUGCUCAGAACGUCUACGAUCACACUCAGAAGGCCUCCAGCGAGCUCUCUAACCUUGCUGCUGCUCGACGCACUCCCGCGAAUCCCGCUGCUACCGGCCAGCCGCUCACACACUACCAUUCCUUCUUUUCUGAGCUUCUUUCAUGGAACAACCCUCGCGCAUCUGCCAUUGCUUAUGUGACUAUCAUCGGUGCUAUCUUCACUGCACGAUACCUGGAUCUUCUCCGAUGGGGACUCAAGGUUUCGUGGAUGAUCCUUGGUGUAACCAUUCUUGCCGAGGUGCUUGGCAAGGUCAUUAUCAACAACGGUCUUGCUACUCAGCUUCGCCCUCGUCGGUACUACACAGUUCCUCGUGAGACUCUGGAUGCCCUUAUUGGGGACGUUCAUGAGCUCAUUAACUUCUUUGUCAUCGAGGCCCAGCGAAUCAUCUUUGCCGAGAACGUCUUUGCUUCCGCCGCCGCUUUCGUCGCCGCUUUCAUUUCAUACUACCUCGUUAAGCUUGUUCCUUACUGGGGACUUGCUGUUAUCGGCACCACCGUCGCCUUCGUCGUUCCCCUGAUCUACACAUCCAAUCAGGAGCUAAUCGAUGAGCAACUCCACCACGCUUCCGAGCUCAUCAACUCCCAGACUGCCCAGAUCCAGAGCGUCGCUUCGAAGCAGAUGGAACAGGUCUCAAACAUCAGCAAGCAAUAUGCUGGCGACUACAGCGGCAAAGUCCAGGACCUUCUCCGUGGCAAGACUCCUUCUCGCCAGAAGAUUGACAAGCCUGAGCAGCCUAUUUCUGCCAAGCAGCCGCAGUUUCCCUCUCCUCCUAACGAGGACCCCGUCAAGGCCACGGAGGCUCCUCAGAUUCCUACCCCUGCCGCUCUCAAGGAGGAACUAAAUGCGCCCACCGCUAUCGACACCGCAGCCCCUGAGCUCCCCCACGAGGACGUUGUUCCCAGCAAGGAGCCCAUGCUUGCUUCUUAA
Fusarium tjaetaba is the source of this 1065-nucleotide messenger RNA. RefSeq names its product cell wall cwl1. Bases 1 to 1065 code for a protein of 354 amino acids. The record is from RefSeq and is a predicted model, not a curated record. NCBI's taxonomy places the organism in Eukaryota, Fungi, Ascomycota, Sordariomycetes, Hypocreales, Nectriaceae. The transcript has 5 exons.